AUGAUGUUGACAGAGUUGGAAGUCACGCUAAAGCAGAGACAGCAAUCCUUUUGUUUGGGCUAAUAAAACUGUUUUGCUUCGUUUCUCAAUUGCUGAACAACAUUUUCCUUCGAUCCUCUCUUCUUUUGCUCUUCCCUCACUACGAGUGCACCGUCAACAUGAACGGGAAAGCCUCCAUCUCUAAGGAGCUCAAUGCCAAGCAUGCCAAGAUAUUAGAAGGACUUCUUAAGUUGCCUGAGAACAGGGAAUGUGCAGAUUGCCGGAACAAGGUACCACGAUGGGCAAGUGUGAACCUAGGAAUUUUCAUUUGUAUGCGAUGCUCAGGAAUUCACCGGUGUCUUGGAGUGCAUAUAUCAAAGGUGCGGUCCACAACUUUAGAUACAUGGUUGCCAGAUCAAAUUUGCUUCAUGCAAGUUAUGGGCAAUGAGAAGUCAAAUAAGCACUGGGAGGCAAAAAUUCCACCAAAUUUUGAUAGAAGUAAACUGGGAAUUGAGAAGUUUAUCCAUUCCAAGUAUGUGGAGAAAAGAUGGGCUUCAAAAGAUGAACUGCAAUCAACUUCGUCAGCUGAAAUAAUUUAUAAUGUUGAUGAGUCACGAAAUGGAGGGGCAAGGAGUGGUAAUCUGAAGAACAACAGGAGACUUUCUCUUGAAGAAAGCAUUCUUGCUAACCACGUGGCACAAAUUCUACCACCAAUAACAAGAUCUCGUGGGGGUUUUAUAGACUCGCAAAAGAAGAAAUCGCCUCCAUUAAAAAGGCCAUCCUCAUCAGUUGAUUUUGACAAGUCCACAGGAAAGAGCAAUGAUACUGGUGACAUUUUCAACUUGCUUUGCAUCUAUGACGAUCCCCAGAGCUUCUCAGCCGUGCCUCCUUCAAGUUGGGCAACAUUUGAUUGUUCGUUUGAGUAGAAUUUUUUGAAUCAACACAGUGCAGCAGGAUAUAACAUCUACAUCACUUUGGUGUUGAGGUGCCCAUGAAAUGGUUUGAUUCACAUCGUAGUCCAAGGUUCAUUUUUCUCACAGUAUUAACUAAUUUGAGAUGGACAAAAGGAUGGGGAAAAUAAUAGUUAUAUUUCUUCUUUUACAAACUUUUCUUCUCCGGUCUGUGACAGGGAAAAAAACGUUAAAUUUAAAUGACUUGCCUUACAUUUGUCC
Messenger RNA from Cajanus cajan (pigeon pea), 1151 nucleotides. RefSeq names its product putative ADP-ribosylation factor GTPase-activating protein AGD15. The record is from RefSeq and is a predicted model, not a curated record. Gene Ontology annotation, molecular function: GTPase activator activity. NCBI's taxonomy places the organism in Eukaryota, Viridiplantae, Streptophyta, Magnoliopsida, Fabales, Fabaceae.